Molecule: messenger RNA, 1389 nt
Organism: Rhopalosiphum padi (bird cherry-oat aphid)
Lineage: Eukaryota; Metazoa; Arthropoda; Insecta; Hemiptera; Aphididae
Gene: cta
Product: guanine nucleotide-binding protein subunit alpha homolog
Exons: 6
Coding region: 215-1321 (368 amino acids)
Biological process (GO): Rho protein signal transduction; adenylate cyclase-modulating G protein-coupled receptor signaling pathway
Cellular component (GO): brush border membrane; heterotrimeric G-protein complex
Molecular function (GO): D5 dopamine receptor binding; guanyl nucleotide binding; GTPase activity
Source: RefSeq, a predicted model, not a curated record
UAUGAUACAAGCCCUAAAAAGUAGAGUAUUUAAUAUUUAUAUUAUUAAUUUGGAAGUUGACGUUAUUACAUGUUAUUGCCGAGCAGAGUACAAUAUUCUAAUUAAUUGUCUAAAUGAUUAAAUAUGAGGCAUGUUUUUUUUCUGAACUUUAAAUCAAAGGAACUUCUAAUCUUUGUUGAUUUGUUUUAUGGAAAAAGAUGAUAGGACCUGAAAAAUGGCAAGAUGUACAAUUACAUGUCCGUGUUGUUGGCGAUUCAAGUUCAGCGCUGAAGAAAUGGAACAACGGUAUAGAAGUAAAGAAAUUGACAAACUUAUAGACAAAGAUAAACACCUGUUGCGUCGACAAGUAAAGUUACUAUUGUUGGGAGCCGGUGAAAGCGGUAAAUCAACAUUUCUCAAGCAAAUGCGCAUUAUUCACGGUAUACAUUUUGAACCUGAACUUGUUAUCGAAUAUCAGCACAUAAUCUAUCAAAACAUUUUAAGAGGUAUGAAAGUAUUAGCAGAUGCUAGGCAAAAGUUGGGUAUACCAUGGGAAAAUCCUGAUAAUAAUAAAAAUGCUGAAUUUAUUUUGAGUUUUGACAAUCGCACCACUUUGGAUACACGAUUAUUCCUAUCAUAUGCUCCAUCAAUGUACUGCUUGUGGAAAGAUGCUGCUAUUAAAAGAGCAUUUGAACGAAGGAGAGAGUUUCAACUUAGUGAUUCAGUACAAUAUUUUCUUGAUAAUAUAGAAAAUAUUGCUCGAAGUGACUAUUUACCAACAAAUAAAGAUAUUUUACAUGCUAGACGAGCUACUAAAGGCAUUUAUGAAUUUACUAUUCCAAUAAAUAAUAUUCCAUUUCGAUUUGUUGAUGUUGGUGGACAAAGAUCCCAAAGACAGAAAUGGUUUCAAUGUUUUGAUUCUGUCACAUCAAUAUUAUUUCUAGUAUCCUCUUCUGAAUUUGAUCAAGUUCUUGUUGAAGACAGAAAAACAAAUAGAUUAGAAGAAUCAAAAGACAUAUUCGAUUCUAUUGUAAAUAAUGUAAUAUUCCGACGAGUUUCCAUAAUUCUUUUUAUGAACAAAACUGACUUAUUGGCUGACAAAUUAGAAAGAAGAGAAACAAAUAUUAAGCAUUAUUUUCCACAUUUUGCAGGAGAUCCUCAUAGUUUGCCUGAUGUACAAACAUUUUUAUUAGAUUUCUUUCGUCAAGCGAAACGCGAUCCCAGAAAAUCAUUGUUUCAUCAUUUUACAACUGCUGUAGACACAGAAAACAUUAAAGUUGUAUUUAAUGCUGUUAAAGAUACAAUUUUACAUAGAAACUUAGAAUCAUUAAUGCUUCAGUAACUUUUUGAUUUUAUGCCGGUUUUUGUUAAAUGUUUAUUGUAAACAAAACUAUGAACUUUUUUUUGUAA